AGCCAGAGCAGACAGCAGCCAGCAGCCAGCGUCAGCGCCAGCGUCCAACUGAACGGACUUAAGUUCCGUUCUGCAUCGUUCGCAUUCGCAUUCGCAUUCGAAUCAACACACAUUCCACAUUCAUUCGCCAUUCAUUCGACAUUCGCGCGCUCGCUUCUGGUUAUUUUGAUAGUCGGUCGAGCGAACUAGACUUGUGCUCGGGACCGUUGCCGCAAGCGUGCCCCGCACCCGUCUCUCUGUCGGUUCAGCUGCCUUUUGUUUGUUUGUUAUUGUUGCCUUUGUUUAUUGGUGCGUGUCUUUAGUUUGCGCUCGUUUGCUUUGAGCCGUUUUUUCGUAACUGAAGAGCGAGGCGGAGAACAGGAGUGCGACGAAGGCAUAAUUAAAUUAAAAUUUACUCACAAGACACUCACACACACACGCACACUCACUCACGGCAGAGGCAACUAAUCACAUUACCAGCCAUCAGGCAUUGACAUCGACGGCGGCAGUCGGCCAGCAACGGAACCAGAAGACAUUCACAGUUUGUGUUGCAUAGUUUUUGGCGCGCGACAUACACACGACCUCUUAACGCAAAUUGAAAACGUUGUGCACUUCAUCCUACGUCCCAUUUCGGACAUCCUAAGUUCAGGUCUACUUCCCGAGCGAAGCGAUCAAAUUAUCAACUUUUCUGUCUGGGGUGGUAUGUGGAUAAAUUUUAGCCGCCAUGGAUCCCAGUGCUCUACAAAACAUGGAUCGGGACGCAUUAAAGAAGCAAAUCGAGAAUAUGAAAUAUCAGGCCUCCAUGGAGCGCUGGCCGUUAUCUAAAAGCAUUGCUGAAAUGCGCUCGUUUAUUGAGGAGAACGAGAAGAAUGAUCCAUUGAUUAAUGCUCCGGAUAAAAAGAACAAUCCGUGGGCUGAAAAGGGCAAAUGUAUCAUCAUGUAAUAUUAUCGCAAACCACAGAAAUACCGUAAUGAUGAACAUCUAAACAACAACAACAACAAUAAUAACAAUAAAACCAAUUCAGCUAACAUUCCAACAACAACAACAGCAACAUCAACAAAUCAAUACCAAAAUAAUGAUAACUAUUUAGCGAGCAAUCGAUGUAGCAGCAGCCAAGCAUCCAAUUCCCUAGAUCCAGUACCGGUAGAGCUGCAGCAUUACAACAACAACUACUACUAUUAUUACAACUACAAUUUGAGCUAUGCACCGCCGCCGGCAGCACCACACGAGUGCCUACUCGGAGGGCCCAAGGGCCGCCUCCAGCAACUGAAGCGUCGCACCCGCCACGAGCUGCAACAGUGGCCGCUGCUCAUGCAGCUGGUGGUGCUCAUCCUGUGGCUGCAUGCCAAAUUCUGGCAUAUCGUGAACGAGCAGAUCCUGAUGCACCGCAGGCGCUGGCAUUAAGUGGCGAAGCAGCAGCGAGAGGCAGAGAAAUGGAGUUGGGGCAGCUUGUUUGGUAUGCCGUGAGAUCUAAGCUUAAGUUCAUAAUUAUUCCACUCUUUCCAAGUCAAUCUUAAUAAAUAUAAUCACAAUAUGCUGCAUACUCUAAA
Drosophila montana is the source of this 1530-nucleotide messenger RNA. RefSeq names its product guanine nucleotide-binding protein subunit gamma-e (gene Ggamma30A). Gene Ontology annotation, cellular component: heterotrimeric G-protein complex. The transcript is spliced from 3 exons. Lineage: Eukaryota; Metazoa; Arthropoda; Insecta; Diptera; Drosophilidae. Gene Ontology annotation, molecular function: G-protein beta-subunit binding. Gene Ontology annotation, biological process: sensory perception of taste; phospholipase C-activating G protein-coupled receptor signaling pathway. The record is from RefSeq and is a predicted model, not a curated record.